GCGGGACGGAGCCAUGGACGGACACACGGACAGCUCGUGGCUGGGAGCCCCCCUGGAGCAGUUGCCCACCCCGGCGCUGACCCUGGACCUGGCCACGCUGCGCGGGAACGCCGAGAGGAUGCGGGAGCGCUGCCGGGCGCUGGGGCUGCGCCUGCGGCCGCACGUCAAAACACACAAAACCCUGGAGGGCGCGGAGCUGGCGACGGGCGGCUCUCGCCGUGGCAUCGUGGUGUCCACGCUGGCCGAGGCGCGUUUCUUCGCGGCCGGGGGCUUCGAUGACAUCCUGUACGCGUUCCCGGUGCCGCGCUGGCGCCUGGCCGAGUGCUCGGCGCUGGCCCAGCGCCUGCAGCAGUUCCAGGUGCUCCUGGACAGCCCCCAGGGCCUGGAGAUGCUGCUGCAGAACCCCCUGCCCGGCGGGAAGCGCUGGCUGGUCUGGCUCAAGCUGGACUGCGGCAAUGCCCGGGCCGGGAUCCGCCCCACGGAUCCCGAGGCGCUGUCGCUGGCCCGGGCCAUCGCCCAGGGCUCCCCGGAGCUGGUGACACUCGUGGGGGUCUACGCGCACUGCGGGAACACCUACGGCUGUCGCGACAUCGCGGCCAUCCAGGCCAUCGCCAGGGACACCACGGCCGCCGUGCUGGAAUUCGUCACCGCGCUGCGGCAGGCGGGGAUCCCGUGUCCCCAGGCCACCAUCGGCUCCACCCCGUCCUGCAGCCACCCGGUGCCGGAGAUGUCGCAGCUCACCGAGGUGCACCCGGGCAAUUACCUCUUCUAUGACCUGCAGCAGACGCAGCUGGGCUCGUGCCGGCCCGAGGAGGUGGCGAUCCGUGUGCUCAGCAGGGUCACCGGGCACUACCGGCACCGCGGGCAGCUGCUGCUGGACUGCGGCUGGGCCGCCCUGAGCCUGCACGGCCGCGAGCAGGGCCCCGCGGGCUGCGCGGCCAUCGAGGGCCACCCCCAGCUCAGGCUGGUGGGGCUGACCCAGGAGCACGGGCUGGUGGAGGCCGCGGAUGGGCGGCUGGAUUUCGAGCGAUUCCCGCUGGGGAGCACCUUGGCGCUCAUCCCGUUCCACGCCUGUGCCACGGCCGCCAUGCACCCCGUGUACUUCGUGCACGCUGCCGGCAAGGUGGUGCAGCUCUGGCGCCCCGUGCGCGGCUGGUGAGAGGAGAGAGAGGAGAUGGCGGGGGGAUGCACCAGCACCCAGACCCUGCACCCACCCUGGA
Messenger RNA from Melozone crissalis (California towhee), 1220 nucleotides. RefSeq names its product D-threo-3-hydroxyaspartate dehydratase-like. The transcript has 8 exons. The record is from RefSeq and is a predicted model, not a curated record. Bases 14 to 1159 code for a protein of 381 amino acids. Gene Ontology annotation, biological process: D-serine catabolic process. Lineage: Eukaryota; Metazoa; Chordata; Aves; Passeriformes; Passerellidae. Gene Ontology annotation, molecular function: D-serine ammonia-lyase activity.